Molecule: messenger RNA, 1356 nt
Organism: Vicia faba (fava bean)
Lineage: Eukaryota; Viridiplantae; Streptophyta; Magnoliopsida; Fabales; Fabaceae
Source: the annotation of a GenBank genome assembly
AUGAAUCAAAAUCCUCAACCUGCUGAUGAGGUAGAAGAAGAAAUAGAUGCACAGCAGCAGACAACACCUCAACAGGAUAUACCAAGCACUUCUACUAGGCGCAGAAGAAGGCCUUGUAACCCGACUACUGAAGAUCUUUAUGAGGCAAUGAUGGAUCAAAACCAAAGGAUGACAGAUAUGAAUGCUCAGCUUACCCGCCAAUCCCAACAGGCCACUGAUAUCCAAGCUCAGCAAACUGCAAUGAUUGACCAAGAUCAGAAUCAGAAGAAGAAAAAUAGUUUCAUAAUCCGAAUUUUGAUUCAACAAACUUCCUCUAUUUUUGCCGACUUUUCUUUUUGGAAGAAUCAAGGAACAUGGAUCAGGAGAAUUCUGGAACUUCAGAUGAUCUUUUUUGCCACUAUCAGUUUGAAAAUGGUUGCUUCAUGCAAUGGGUUGAUUCUCUUAUCUGGUUAUGUCACUGAUCAACCCUGCUACUAUGUGGUCAAUCCUCUUAUAAAAGAAUCUGUUACGAUCCCUCAACCUUGUAUUCAAGAACAUGUUAUUCGAGUUGGUUUAGCUUCGGAUGAUUAUAACCAAUUUAAGAUUGUUCUUGUUGAAGAAAAAUCUUGUUCCCAAUUGAUGAAUGGACUGGAAGUUCAUGUGUUUUCUUCUGACACAAGCGAAUGGAUAAAGGUAAACCAUUCCGUCGAUUUAACUCUGCCUCCGUUGCCAGAAUUCGAGUUUAAGGAACUAUCCACACAACCUCUUUAUUCAAAUGGUUCAAUCCAUUGGGAAAUAGGUGGAAAGUUACUGGUGUAUCAUGUCGAAGAAAACAAGUGUGAACUAAUUGAACUUCCGGAUUUUUCCAAAGACUGGCCAUGGCAAUCGACGAUGAUGUAUCGCCGAAGUUUGAGCGAAUCGAGCGGCUGCGUUUACUAUUGUUACACUGAUUUAGAUGGUUUUCACAUUUGGGAGCUUCUUGAGGAGAAUUAUGAUCUCGGGCCGUUCUGUGAUUCUGAAAAUUUUAGGUGGAAAUUAGUCCACACUGUCAUGCACGAGACUUUGGCCUCUAGGCGUGACAAAUUUGGUGACACAUUAUUCGAAUGGGAGCCGCUCACGCCGAUUGCUUAUAGUGAACAAGCAAAGACUAUAUAUUUGCAGAUUCCAGGUGCUGUUGUUGGUUAUGAUUUUGACACAGAAAGUUUGAGAUUGAUUUGUAGAUAUUCAUAUCCAGAUAUGAAUUUCAACUGCUGCUCAUUUCUAUGUUCAACUAGUUUUGGGACUCAUAAUGUGCCUAGAGAAGAUAACAUGGUGACUGAUGGACAAAAAAUGGAGCUGAUUUUACCACUAGAAGAUAUUGAAAUUUUGUUUGUUUAG